Messenger RNA from Melitaea cinxia (Glanville fritillary), 2112 nucleotides. Its product is annotated as leucine carboxyl methyltransferase 1. The record is from RefSeq and is a predicted model, not a curated record. The coding region runs from base 1 to 957 and encodes 318 amino acids. The transcript has 3 exons. Lineage: Eukaryota; Metazoa; Arthropoda; Insecta; Lepidoptera; Nymphalidae. Gene Ontology annotation, cellular component: cytosol. Gene Ontology annotation, biological process: C-terminal protein methylation. Gene Ontology annotation, molecular function: protein C-terminal leucine carboxyl O-methyltransferase activity.
AUGAAUAACAUAAGAUUGUGGACUGCGGAAGACGAGGCCAUCAUUGCAACUAACACUGACGCCACCGAGUGCAAGCGAAGCGCGGUGGAGUUGGGAUACUGGAAGGAUGAAUAUAUAUCGUACUUUGUCAAACAUGUCGAUCGUAAAGCUCCCGAGAUAAACCGGGGCUACUAUGCCAGAGUUAAAGCUAUGGAGAUGUUUAUACAUCAGUUUUUGGAGCGUUGUGGCACACAAUGCCAAAUCAUUAAUCUUGGCUGCGGGUAUGAUACUCUUUACUGGCGGCUCAAGGACACCACUCAGGCUGUCAGUAACUUCAUUGAAUUGGAUUUUCCAUCUGUUACUAGCAAGAAAUGUCAAAUUAUAAAACGCAACAAGCAGCUGCUCGAGAAGAUAUGUAAAGAAGACGGCGAGGUGAUGAUCCGCUCGGGCGACCUGCACUCGGACGGCUACCACCUGCUGGGCUGCGACCUGCGCUGCCUGGGCGAGGUGCGGCGCAAGCUGCAGGCGGGCGGCGCCGCGGCCGACGCGCCCGCGCUGCUGCUGGCCGAGUGCGUGCUGGUGUACCUGCGGCCCGACGCCGCGCUGGCGCUGCUGCGCCACCUGGCCGCCGCCUUCCCGCGCUGCGUGCUGCUGCUGUACGAGCAGUGCAACCUGGGCGACAAGUUCGGCGAGGUCAUGCUGCGCAACCUGGCGGCGCGCGGCUGCCCGCUGGCGGGCGCGGAGCACUGCCGCGAGCCGGCGGCGCAGGCCGAGCGCCUGCUGGCGCUGGGCUUCGACCGCGCGCGCUCGUGGGACAUGGAGGCGGUGUGGCGCGCGCUGCCCGAGGACGACCGCGCGCGCGUGGAGGCGCUGGAGAUGCUGGACGAGCGCGAGCUGCUGCUGCAGCUCAACACGCACUACGCGCUCACCGUGGCCACGCGCGGCGACCUCUUCGCCGACCUCGACCUCAACUCCUAGGCGCCUCGAGCCCGCCUUUAUUUAUUUUGAUCUUCGAUCGAUUAUGGAGAAUUUCGAAACGAUUCAAGAUUAGACGUAGAACCUGAUUUUACGUUUCGAUUACAUUAUUGUGAUACUUAAAAAUUACUAACCGGUACCUCUGGGUUAGUGUCAAAAGAAAGUAACAGAGGCGGUUCUAACCCAUAUGGACUAGCGCCCGGGUGCAAUGAGAAUGAGUCUCGUAUGUUUUCGGCUGAGGCUUUUUUAUUGCAUGUGACUUUCAGCGCCACCCAAAACCCGGCGCCCGGACUCAUCGCACCCCCUGCGUUAUAAGAUAAAGUCGGAAUUAACAACCAAAAAUCCUAACUAAAAUCAUAUCAAUUACUAUUCUUCAAAUACAGAGAUUGGUAUUUUUUGUGAAAUGUUAAGUGUCUGUAGAGAUUGAUGGUCGAUGGGAUGUUAAAUAUGAACAGUGGUAGUUGUAUAGAUCUAUAUUUCUUCUUUACUAAUUAAUAGCGUGUAAAGUUUGAGCGAGUCGGUGCUUUUAUGUAAUUUCAGCUCAGAAUAAUCAAAUCAAUCAACCUCCAUAUUUGUUAUGUUAAUGUUGUACUUUUAAUUAUGCUUUUUGCUUUAACCUUCUAAUGAGGUCAAUGUACCUUAUGUUCGGUGUUCGGCUCCUAACUGCGUUCUCUCAUAUGGGGGGGUUUCUGUAAUCACGUCUGGAUCAUGUUCCACGUGAAAAGAAAGUUUCUAGCCCUUUUUAGUUAUGUAUUAAUAUUUAUUUAUAGUGUUAUUAUAUGAUAAUUUGCAGACUCUUAAAGAGUAUGUGCUGGCCUUUAUUGUGUGUCAAAAUGUCAUAAAUUCUGUUGAUUAUGUAUAGUUUAUAAGUAUAUCAAUAAUAUUUAUUUUAAUUUUCAAGCUACUAGUAAUUGCUAAUUGUUAACUUGUAUGUGUACUGUAUGUAUACUGUAAUGUCAAUGUCAUACGGAGUCAGUGUUUCGCAUCACAGUUGGAUGAUGAAGUUUUCGCAUAAAGUAUUCUCGUAUUUUUUGUAAGUAAAUGUGUAAGAGAGGUCCUCUGUGGUAGUGUUCUCUUCGGUCCAUGUUUAUACUUACUCACUUUUAUCGAUACCACUAAGUGUUAAUUAUUUAUUUAAUAUAUAAAUGCCGUAUAAUU